AUGGAGAAAAGCGGAGAACAAGAAAGUUAUCCUGUAUUAAAGUAUGAAAAGAAUAGUGACAGUGAUGCUAACAGUGAGGACCUUAAUUCUAAUGAUGAACAAAACAAUAUCAAUAGUAACAACUCUCAGUUUUAUGAGAGCAGUGAUAGCAAAAUAGAUUAUGCUGUAAAAAUAGAUGACAAUGAUACUUUAAGUGAUAUAGAUGAUAUUAAAACAGAUACUGCCUCAGCCGACAGUGAAGAUUCUGCCCUUGGCAGUUUGCCCCCAGAUAGUGCUCCUAAUGAUGGAGAAGAAGAAGCACAGGAUAGAUCAGAUGGAAGUGACUCAGGUCUUGGAACAGAAAAUAAUGAAAAUGCUGAGUUGCCUAAUUUUAACUUAGUACUUCCUUGUACCAGUGGCUUGAAUAAUUCGAAUAUUUCUGACUCUGAGUACAGUGGUUCUGAAUUUAAUAAUGAUUUCAGUGGCUAUAAUUGUAAUAGUGAAAUUGUAAAACCCCACAAAAGCAACCUUAAACGAAAAUUUGAAGAAAGUGAUAAUGAUUCUCCACGUAAUAAGAAACCAAAGCAUAGCAUACAUUUCGAAAAUGUAACAGUUUUUUAUUUUCCAAGAGCACAAGGUUUUACAUGUGUACCAUCACAAGGUGGCUCUACUUUGGGAAUGGAAUGGGAACAUACCCAUGUACAAAAAUUUACAUUAGCAGAACAUGCAUUAGAGCAAAGAAGGUUACAUAAACAAAUUUUACAACAGAUAAAAAAUGAACGUCAUAAUUUACAAGGAGUGACUCUUUCAUCAAGUGAAGAAAGUGAUACAGAAGAUGAGACAAGUGACAUUUCUGAAUCUGAGUUAGAUCUAGACAGUUAUUAUUUCUUGCAACCUGUACCUACAAGGCAAAGAAGAGCUCUGUUACGUGCUGCUGGUGUAAGAAAAAUUGAAGCUUAUGAAAAAGAUGAAUGUAGAGACAUAAGAACGUCGCGUGAGUUUUGUGGCUGCGCUUGCAAAGGAUCAUGCAACCCAGAGAAUUGCUCAUGUAGUUUAGCUGGUAUAAAAUGUCAAGUGGAUAGAUUGAACUUUCCUUGUGGAUGUACCAGAGAUGGCUGUCAUAACUCCACUGGUAGAAUUGAAUUUAACCCCAUUAGAGUAAGAACUCAUUUUAUCAAUACACUUAUGAGAUUAGGCCUUGAAAAGAAAAAUGAAGAGAAUCAAGAAGCUGCCAAAAGACAAUGGGUAGAAGUCCACAACGCAAGUACCUCAAGUUGUCUGAAUUCCUCCUAUGAGAGUGAGCGUUGUCUUAGCCAUGAAGAUGGACUAUUACGUGAUGUCAAUCUCACACCCAGAGUGGAAGUGGAAUCAUGUGUCAAUUCUGGCAGCUUUAACAAUGUACACUGUGACAUAAAUGCAAAAGAUGAUGUUACAUAUGGAUAUAGAAAUACUACUACUGCAAAUCAUGAUUGCCUAAAUGAAACUGUUAUGGGGCAAUUUGAAAAUAAACCUAAUCUCCAUCACACUCCUUACACAUCGGGUAUAAUCCAAGGUAAAGGCCCACCUUUUUCAACACCCAGCACCAUGGCAUUUAAUACAAUGUCUAGCAAUAUGCAAGGUUUUCAAUGUGAUCUCAAUUAUAUUUAUGAACAGCAUGCUGAAAAUCACCAUUUUAAAAGUCUGCCAAGUUUUUCUGCAUCUAGUUUUGAAGAAUUUGCUCAUAACUCCCAAAUGUCUAUGUACAAUCAUUAUGGACAUCUAUACAUGCCGGAUUAUAUGCAUAAACCAAACACAAGCAUAUCUGAGCAUACAACUUCUAUACCAUACCAUGUGAUGGCACAGAAUCAUUAUGAAAUUUAUAAUAAAAAUCAUGUUGAAUGCGUAAAUGUGGAUAGUAAAACUGGAUCACAUUAUACAACAUUAAUGACAUCAUAUCAGAAUGGCAAUAAGCUGCAAACGUUAGACAAUGAUGAGAAUUGGUUUAGUCACAAAACUUUAAUAAAUUUGGACCACUGUGAUCACACCACCCAGGACAGUAUAGAUGUCCAGCCAGCCCUAGUAGAGGCUGCAGGUGAAAAUGACACGGCUGAAACAACAGAGAAUUUUGGAGAACUUAUAAAGAAAACCAUGGUAGAGUCUGUUACUGUGUAG
Molecule: messenger RNA, 2130 nt
Organism: Parnassius mnemosyne (clouded apollo)
Lineage: Eukaryota; Metazoa; Arthropoda; Insecta; Lepidoptera; Papilionidae
Source: the annotation of a GenBank genome assembly